This is a messenger RNA of Sardina pilchardus (European sardine), 2663 nucleotides long. RefSeq names its product acyl-CoA synthetase family member 3 (gene acsf3). Gene Ontology annotation, molecular function: medium-chain fatty acid-CoA ligase activity. Gene Ontology annotation, biological process: fatty acid metabolic process. The transcript has 10 exons. Lineage: Eukaryota; Metazoa; Chordata; Actinopteri; Clupeiformes; Clupeidae. Bases 163 to 1920 code for a protein of 585 amino acids. The record is from RefSeq and is a predicted model, not a curated record.
GGCGAGUUGACAGACAGAACGUUGAACCAUGUGCCUGUUUCCACACGGAAGAAAAUAAUGACGUACCGUUCAUAACAUGACAUUUGUGUGGGUCGACUAUAUGGCGAGCUGACAGGCGUGUGAAUGAGCCGAUCAGCCUAAUCUUUUUUACGGUUAUUCACCAUGUUGCCAUUGCCAUUGGCCUUACUCGUGGGUAAUGGACAUUGCCUGGCAAGAAGAGGAUGCUCAAGCAGAUGGAUGCUUCGUAACAUAGUGCAAUGGAGGGCGUUUGUGACUUCAGGAAUCCGGCAGGCCUCUGCCACGCCAAGAGGUAAAGUCACCCCUGUGUUCUCCCGAGCCUUGGGGUUCAGAGACAAGACUGCCAUAGUGGACAGCAGUGGUAGUCAUACUUACAGAGACCUUUAUGCCAGCAGUCGAGGGUUGGCUGGCCGCAUCGCUCGGACUCUGGGCUGUGAGUCCGGCGAUAUCGGUGGCCAGCGGAUAUCAUUUCUAUGUGCCAACGACGCUUCUUACAGCGUGGCGCAGUGGGCGUCCUGGAUGUGCGGGGGAACGGCGGUGCCCCUGUACCGUAAACACCCACCCUCAGAGCUGGAGUACAUCAUCACCAACUCCCAGAGUUCCCUGCUCGUAGCGGGUGAUCCGUACGCCGACACCCUGGAGCCUCUGGCCCACAAUCUGGGCCUCCCGUGCCUUCAGCUGCCGUCCACCUCCGACCUGCGUGCCCUAGAGACUGCAGACACAGAGGGACUCGUGGGCGACCUGGCUGAAACUGACUGGGAUGAGAGGCCAGCCAUGAUCAUCUACACCAGCGGGACGACAGGCAGGCCUAAAGGAGUGCUGCACAGCCACAGGAACAUACAGGCCAUGGUCCAGGGUCUGGUGUCGGAGUGGGCAUGGUCCAAAGACGACGUCAUCCUCCACACCCUGCCUCUCCAUCACGUCCACGGCAUCGUCAACAAGCUGCUGUGUCCUCUCUCCGUAGGGGCCACCUGCCACAUGCUGCCGGACUUCCACCCUCAGAAGGUGUGGGAGCGCUUGCUGAGCUCCAAGGCUCCCAUGGUGAAUGUGUUCAUGGCCGUGCCCACCAUCUACUCCAAACUCAUCCAGCACUUUGAGCAGCACUUCAGCAAGCCGCGUGUCAGGGAAUUUGUCAAGGCCGUGUGCAAGGAGAGGAUCAGACUGAUGGUGUCUGGCUCUGCGGCUCUUCCGCAGCCGAUUCUGGAACGCUGGGAGCAGAUCACGGGCCACGUGCUGCUGGAGCGCUAUGGCAUGACGGAGAUUGGCAUGGCCCUCUCCAACCCUCUCAAGGGGCUGCGCACCCCAGGGGCAGUGGGAGCACCUCUUCCUGGGGUGGAGGUGCGCAUUGUCAUGACCAACUCUACCAACACCACUAUAGCAGAAGGCACCAGCAAGGAGACACGGGUGCGCCCGGGGAUGGAGGGUAAAGAGGGGGAGCUGAUGGUGCGUGGUCCGUCCGUCUUCAGGGAAUACUGGAACAAACCUCAGGAGACAGCCGAGGCCUUCACCGACGACGGCUGGUUCAAGACAGGUGACACGGCGGUGUACCGGGACGGCGUCUACUGGAUCAUGGGCCGCACGUCGGUGGACAUCAUCAAGAGCGGCGGCUACAAGAUCAGCGCGCUGGAGGUGGAGAGGCACCUGCUGGCCCACCCACACAUCACAGACGUGGCGGUGAUCGGGGUGAGGGACGCCACGUGGGGUCAGAAGGUGACGGCGGUGGUGCAGCUCAAGAGAGGAACCAGUCUCAGCCUGCCGCAGCUCAAGGCCUGGGCCAGAGAACACAUGGCGCCGUACACCAUCCCCACCGGCCUGGUAGUGGUGGAGGAGAUGCCCCGCAACCAGAUGGGCAAGGUCAACAAGAAGGACUUGCUCAAGCAGUUCUCCCCCAGCCAGAGCUGACCCCACUACCACCACCAGCACCACCACCCUGCUCCCUCCUCUCUCCGGGCAGGCUGAGAUGGACGGCGAGGCGGAGAGGGACUGACCUGCCCGCUCUUGCUCUGAGGACCGCUAGGCGAGCCAGCGCAUGACACUGUGUCGUCUCGUGAAGGUUGAGGUGCCUCCGCACACUACACUUUAAAAAAUAAAUAAAUAAAUAAAAAGGGUCUUUGGGGUGCUAUAUAGAGCCAUGCAGGCGUUAUAGAACUCUUAGAGGUUCCUUUGAUGUACCAUUCAAAAUGGUUUAAAGAACCAUUUAGGGUUGCCAUGUAAUGUAUGAAGCAUGCAAUAGAACCAUUUUUGGUUGUAUAUAGCACCCUUUUUUAGCUGCUAUCCAAGGGAGAGGAUGGUGACCUGUCAGUGCCAUUGAUGAAGACAUUCACACCGGCCUCUUGAAUCAAGCUUUUUCUCAGACAUUUUUUAAUUUAUGUUUUUUGAUGUGUUUUUGAGAUUUAAGUGUUCUCACUGGAAGAGAUAACAUCACUCAGAUAAUUAUGACUAUGCCAUGAUUAAAAAAGAAAAUCUAAAAUAUUUCAUAUGAAAUCGGUGAAGUUGAAAAUGUAGCCUAUGGGUUCUCUGUGAGCUCUGAAAAAGAAUGUUGUGAAUUGAAUACAGUAUGUUACUAUGGAAAUGUAAAUUCAACGUUUUAAUUGUGGUCUGUAACGUUUGAAGCUGUGAAAAUGUAAAAAAAUAAAUCACUUAGA